GUGAAGUUGUCCGGCAAUAACGCCACACAUUCGAUUCACAGGAUUUAAGAAACAUACAUACGAGAGAUCCAGUGCUUAUUAUCAAACAUGGCUUUGGAUAAUUAUGCCCUUGUAUACUUGAUAUUGGCUACAAUCUGCAUUCAACAUACAUUAGCAUGUUCUUGUAUGUGGGCCCCUAACUUCCCUGAUCGCUACUGCAGUUCAGGAUUCGUUUUUCGUGGAAACGUACUAAGUGAAACAAUCGAUCAAAAGGGUAAUUUUGGAUUUGAAGAUAAAUACGUUUAUACAGUGGAGGUCAAUAAGGUGUAUAAAUCCACGGAGCUGGCAGAAGAAAAGGUGAGCGGCAAUAAUACAGUACAGCUUGAAACACCUAAAUACGGCUCCCUGUGUGGAAAACCACUGAUGCCUGACACUGAAUACCUUAUUUCAGUAACCCCCUAUAUGAUAGCCCGCGAGUCCAAGGUUAUGGGUAUCAAUAUGUGUGCAUGGAUCGAGGAGUAUCACCACGUCCCCCAAGCAGACAAACAAGCACUCGACGAUGAAGUUGAAUGUGGCUUUGACUGACAAAAGAUACAUAUUAGUCUUUACCGUGGGCGAGGGAACGUCGUUAUCAUAGAAUAAUGCAGAUUUAUUGAGAAGUCUAAAUUGCAUACAAUGAAGGCUAAGCUGUCGGUUCGUGCUACUGGCAUGAACGGCUGGGAAAAUACCGUCAAUUCACAUCAGUAGCUGAUAUAAAGUAUCGUGCUUUUGAGUCGUUGUAAGAGAACAAUAAGCGCUUUGGAUCUGUCAAAGUAAUUUCCAGUUUGUAUUAAAAUAUUUUGAUGAAAAGC
Messenger RNA from Mizuhopecten yessoensis (Yesso scallop), 830 nucleotides. RefSeq lists its product as uncharacterized. Bases 88 to 564 code for a protein of 158 amino acids. The record is from RefSeq and is a predicted model, not a curated record. NCBI's taxonomy places the organism in Eukaryota, Metazoa, Mollusca, Bivalvia, Pectinida, Pectinidae. Gene Ontology annotation, cellular component: extracellular matrix. Gene Ontology annotation, biological process: negative regulation of endopeptidase activity; negative regulation of membrane protein ectodomain proteolysis. Gene Ontology annotation, molecular function: protease binding; metalloendopeptidase inhibitor activity. The transcript has 6 exons.